Molecule: messenger RNA, 5938 nt
Organism: Notolabrus celidotus (New Zealand spotty)
Lineage: Eukaryota; Metazoa; Chordata; Actinopteri; Labriformes; Labridae
Product: signal-induced proliferation-associated 1-like protein 1
Exons: 22
Coding region: 547-5724 (1725 amino acids)
Biological process (GO): activation of GTPase activity; regulation of small GTPase mediated signal transduction
Cellular component (GO): cytoplasm
Molecular function (GO): GTPase activator activity; protein binding
Source: RefSeq, a predicted model, not a curated record
CCCCACGUUUUCCCUUCUCUCGCGAGACUCCAGGGGCAGAGGGAAAGAGAGGGAGAGAGAGAGGGAGAGAGAGAGAGAGAGAGAGAGAGGGAGAGAGGGAGAGAGAGAGAGAGAGGGAGAGAGAGAGAGAGAGAGAGAGAGAGAGAGAGAGAGAGAGAGAGAGACAGGGGGACAGAGCGAGAGAGGGGAGUCUGCCUGAAUGAUCUCAUCCCUCCAGCAGCUGCAUAGCGCAGCCAGGCAAACACGUAACUUUCUAUAACUUCAAGUUUUCUUUCGGAGGAGGACACCGGAGCGUCCCUCGGGUUGAACCGGAGCAGCAGACACGUUUCCCCGGGAAGGAUUGUAUGUUUGGAGGAAGAGAAAUGCCAAGGUGCAAUGUUGAGGACUCGGCUUGAGCGCUAACUAAGUGGGCUUCCUCUUCCCUUUUUUGCCCCCUCACCUGUUGAUCCAGACAAUCAACCUGCUCAUGAAGUCAGGGAGCAGCAUCCUCUCCAAGAGGCAGCCAUGUCUCUCUGCUAAGUGCCUUUAGCCUUCGGCACUGGUGUCAUGACCAGCCUGAAGCGCCAAUCUAUGGAGCGCACUGUUGGGGGAACCAUCCCCGCCACUGAUGAGUUUUACACCCGCCACCUCCGUAUGGUAAACGGAGGAGUUUUGCCAACCCGCACAGACAAUAUCCAUGCCACUGUGAGCACAGGAGUGCCUAAAAUGGGUGUACGGGCUCGGGUGGCCGACUGGCCCCCGAGGAAAGACAUUUCAGGGGCUGUGUGGCAAGCAUCUACAGAGUCUGAGAACUCUGCCGUGCCCUCUGCUGGGAAAAGUCACAUUAAGUUAGGCUCUAUAAUGAGCCCUCAGGACUCGUCUAUGCUGCGUAAUAUCCACAAUACUCUGAAGAACCGAACCCAGACCCACGCCAACAACUAUAGCCUUGACACCCGUUACCUAGCCCCAGAUUACCGAGGUCCUGCAUAUAGAAACCCACGACAGAGACGUAUCCGUCAGCGCAGCAACAGUGACAUGACUAUCAGUGAGAUGGAAGCAAGUGGAGACAGCGGAGAGGACUGGGGUUCACCAACAGGGGCAAAAUGGUCUCCUCUUCAUCGUGAAUAUGGUAGCACCUCCUCAAUAGAUCAACAUGGAGCGUCUGGAGAGAGCUUCUUUGAAAUGUUGAAGGGCUACCAAGGGGACCAAGUUGACCAGCGUAGCCCUGCUCCAGCCAGACUGGAGGACAUGCUGAACAUUGGGCAGCAGCAGACUGUUAUUGAUCUCCAUGAGGAUGCCAUUGAUGGCCCGACCCCCAAAGCUAAGGACAGAGACAAGCCCCCAAAGAGACGGACUAAAUCAGAGACUGGGGGUGAGUCUAUAUUCCGCAAACUUCGUAGUGUGAGGGGAGAGUCGGACUCCCCCAGGGCGGGGUCUGACGUAGAGGAUAGCCGGAUGGACGACAUGGGCCCGCCUUGGGUGUGUCAGAAGAGUUUUGCCCACUAUGAUGUUCAAAGCAUGCUAUUUGACCUUAAUGAAGUCACCCAGCUCAGACAGACCGCAGGCAAGAGGAAAAACACCACCACAGGGGCGUCUGCUGCUGCCGUAGCCUCGGCUACCUCCACACUGUCCUCCACUCACAGCCUGCCUUACAGCUCUCCGAGUGGUAGCCAGGAAGAGCUCAGUUCUAGGGACAGCCCUGGUCUGGACGCAGGGGAUGAACAGAGCAAUGAGAUGCUGAUGAGCUGCCCCUGCUUCCGCAAUGAGAUCGGGUUUGAUAGCCUUGGGAGGCGCAGACUGGGAGCAGCUGGAGGAGGGUACAACGGGAUUCUGGGUGGUGGAACAGGUAAUGGUAGCUCAGGGACCAUGGGUGUGGAAAGUAACCUGUAUGAAACAUCUGUGAGCACACACUGCACCAAUGCUGGAGUAGCAGUGCUCGAGGGACCAAAGGAGGGGCCCAGCACGCUGAGUGAGAAGGGCAAACAGUACAUCGUAGAGCACGUGGACCUGGGAGCAUACUACUACAGGAAGUUCUUCUAUCUAAGGGAGCACUGGAACUACUUUGGGAUUGACGAGGCAUUGGGUCCCGUGGCAGUGAGCUUGCGCAGAGAGAAGAUGGAGGAGGAGAAGGAGCACGGGCAGCAGUAUAACUACCGCCUCAUCUUCAGAACCAGCGAGCUGACAACCCUGAGGGGCUCUAUCCUCGAGGAUGCAGUGCCUUCCACCUCUAAGCACGGCACCACCCGAGGACUGCCCAUCAAAGAGGUGCUGGAGCACGUUAUCCCUGAGCUGGAUCUGACCUGCCUCAGAUUGGCCCUGAACACACCCAAAGUCACGGAGCAGCUGAUGAAACUGGACGAACAAGGGCUGAGUUUUCAGGUGAAGGUGGGGGUGAUGUACUGCCGAGCGGGUCAGAGCACAGAGGAGGAGAUGUACAACAAUGAGACGGCUGGUCCUGCCCUGGAGGAGUUCCUCCAACUGUUGGGAGAGAAGGUUCGCCUCAAGGGCUUCACCAAGUACAGAGCCCAGCUGGACACCAAAACGGAUUCCACGGGCACUCACUCGCUGUACACGACGUUCAAGGACUACGAGCUCAUGUUCCAUGUGACGACUCUGCUGCCUUACACACCCAACAACAAACAACAGCUGCUGAGGAAGCGUCACAUAGGGAAUGACAUAGUGACCAUCGUGUUCCAGGAGCCCGGCGCUCACCCCUUCACCCCAAAGGCCAUCCGCUCUCACUUUCAGCAUGUCUUCAUCAUCGUACGGGUGCACAAUCCCUGCUCUGACAGCACAUGCUACAGUGUGGCUGUCACUCGUUCCCAGGACGUCCCCUCCUUUGGCCCACCAAUCCCCAAGGGCGUUACCUUCCCCAAGUCCACAGUCUUCAGGGACUUCCUGCUGAGCAAAGUCAUCAACGCUGAAAACGCAGCCCACAAGUCAGAGAAGUUUGGUGCCAUGGCGACACGCACGCGGCAGGAGUAUCUACGGGACUUGGCUGAGCGCCACGUGACCAGCACUCCUGUCGAACCCACCGGAAAGUUCCCCUUCAUCUCUCUGGCUCACAAACGGCGGGAAAAGGUGCGCCCCUACAGUGGGGCGGAGCUGCGGAGUCUGGGAGCGGUGACCUGGCAGGUCCACGCUGAAGAUCAGGUGGCCGGUUCUGAGCGUGAGUGCUUAUUGGCGAUUUCAAACGACUUCAUUGUCCUGUUGGAUCAGGACGCCAAAGCGGUCGUGUUUAACUGCGCCACACGUGAUGUGAUUGGCUGGUCGUCGGGGAGCCCCGCCUCCAUGAAGAUGUACUACGAGCGUGGUGAAAGUGUGUCGCUGCGCUCCAUCAACAACAACACAGAAGACUUCGGAGAGGUUGUCAAAAGACUGGAGCUUUUGACCAAGGGCACUCAGACCACCGAGAUGACCCUGCGCCGUAACGCCUUGGGCCAGCUGGGCUUCCACGUCAACUUUGAGGGUAUUGUUGCCGAGGUGGAGCCCUACGGAUACGCUUGGCAGGCUGGGCUCAGGCAGGGCAGCCGAUUGGUUGAGAUCUGCAAGGUGUCGGUGGCCUCGCUGUCUCAUGAGCAGAUGAUCGACCUGCUCAGAACCUCUGUUACUGUGAAAGUGGUGAUCAUACCUCCGCAUGAGGACUCCACACCUCGCAGAGGCUGCUCUGAAAUCUACCACAUGCCACUGGUGGAUUACAAGAACCACAAGGAGGGGAUGCCCUACGAGUUGAAGUUCCCUUUCCGCCCAGCUAACAACAACACAAAGUGGCCACGCACCUCAUCAAGUCCACAAACUCGUGCUGCUGGCACAGGGGGAACCCUGAUCAAAGCCCCGCCUCCAGACUUCAGUGACCGCAACUCUGCUGCUAUGCCCCGAAGUGUGUCCAGCGAUGGUCGACCCCUCAACCCCAAAAGGUAUUCCCCCGGGAACGACAACUAUGCUCUGGCCUGCUCCAUCGUGAUGGGCCGCACAAUGCACAACACAAACUCCCCCGCCACACUCUCCUACACAGACGGCAUGAGCUCCAGCCACUGGAGGCAGAAAUCCAUGCCUGAUGGGUUUAACAACAACAACCACCAGUCUGCUGUGAGGCAGGGGACAGGUGAGGGGGCCAAUGGGAUUAAAGCAUGCUCUAGUGUUGGAUGGUCCCGCUCUGGGGAGGGGGAAGGAGUGGGCAGACCGGGGGACAAAACGAGUGCUGACACAGCAGUUUCCAAAGCAGUGAUCCCUCGUCCACAGCUGUUGGAGCAGGGCGGCCACGUAUCUCCUAACAAAGGCUCUAAGCCUGAUGGUCCAUAUUCGUCCAGCCAGUCAAGCAGCAACACACUCUCCAGUAAUGCCUCCAGCUCCGCCCACAGCGACGAGAAGUGGUAUGAAGCGGGCUCACGUUCAGCAGUGCGCGGCGAUCUCGAGCUCAAUGGCUAUCUCCAGGGUACCUCCACCGACAGCGGCAUUGACGCCACCUCCUUCACUGCCACGCAAAGCAGCACAGCUUCCUCCACCGGUGCUUUCAGAGCCAAAGACAAAGUCCCCUGGCAGGACGACUCAGCAGGAAACCAGAGGACCGCAGACACUCCACCUCCAACGCAGGACGCUCUGGUCGCCGUCGGAAGCAGCGAGAUCCCCGCUAAGAGUCCGACAGCUUUCCCUCUCGUCCCUGAUGGUGGAUCCUACAGCCUGAGCGACGCUGCCUCCCACUCCAGCACACUCAGCUCUGGACACUCAGGGAGUCCAAUGUCACCACAAGAUGAUGCAGCGGGCAGAGCCACCUCGCCUACAUCGCAGGACUCCCCUGGGACGAAGAGUUUCUACCCUCGUCAAGGUGCGACCUCAAAGUACCUGAUUGGCUGGAGGAAACCAGGGGGGACCGUCAACUCUGUGGACUUUGGCAGCACUCGGAAGCGGCACCAGAGUGAUGGUCUAUUGGGUGGUCAGCCGCAACUCAGGGCCAACCUCCGGGGUGCUCAGUCACCCCAACGGCACACUGCCAAAUCCAGCCUGGAGGAAGACUUGAAGAAACUCAUCACACUCGACAGCCCUCCACCAAGUGAAGAGAAGCCAUUGUUCCCCGGUCCGCCGCCCACUCGUCGCUCCCUGCAGAGGACCCUCUCAGAUGAGAGUAUUUACAGCGGGCAGAGGGACUCAUCCUCCAGCGGACAGCGUGACACGCCUACUGACCUCCUGUUCAGCUGCUCCACAAUGCCACGCUCGCCCACCACACGCCACGGAGCAAACCGGAGAGCCUCGCACAAAUCCCUGGGAGACCUUUCAGCCCCAGAGAGCUCUGAGCUGGAGCAGGAAAGGAAGAGGCAGCAGCUGCAGGACUCGGCUCUCAUGCCCCUGCCUGACUCUGGGGCAGAUGGCCCGCUUGACUGGGCCCACCUGGUAGAUGCUGCUAAGGCCUUUGAGGAGCAGAGGCUGGUGUUCCUGGCAGCCCAGGAGGAGAGCGCUAUGGCUGAGAGCGCUAUGGCUGAGAGCGCAGCAGCAGCCAGCCCUCAGCAGGCUGAGCCUCAGGCAGCCCCACUGAGACAACCGUCGCCUGGAGAGACUCCAGCCUGCCUGAUGGGGAAGGUCAGCCAGCUGGAGUCGAUGGUAAAGGCGCUACAAGAAGACUUAAAGAAGGAGAAGGAUGCGAAGGCGUCACUGCAGAUACAGAUUCAGAGCCUGCGAGAGGACAACCAGCGUCUCCUGGAGGAGUCUUACAGCGCCUCGGCCAAGCUCAAGAAGUUCACAGAGAUCUAGUGGAGAGGACCAAUAUGAGAGAAAAACAGGGGAUAAGACAGGACAAAGACCAUGAGCCAGAGUCAGACCAAUGAGUCCCGGGCCCCCCGAGCACAGCAGAUCAGCCCCCUGCACCUUCAUUCUUAACAUGUGUGACAGCAUGUGAAUCUGUUUCCAUUGAGCUGUGAUGUGUAAAAAAUGUUUAUAUCUAUUAAAGAUAUUUUGUUGAAUUACA